Messenger RNA from Hemicordylus capensis (graceful crag lizard), 11504 nucleotides. RefSeq names its product cleavage and polyadenylation specific factor 3 (gene CPSF3). Lineage: Eukaryota; Metazoa; Chordata; Lepidosauria; Squamata; Cordylidae. The coding region runs from base 375 to 2321 and encodes 648 amino acids. The record is from RefSeq and is a predicted model, not a curated record. Gene Ontology annotation, molecular function: RNA endonuclease activity; 5'-3' exonuclease activity; RNA binding. The transcript is spliced from 18 exons. Gene Ontology annotation, biological process: mRNA 3'-end processing by stem-loop binding and cleavage. Gene Ontology annotation, cellular component: mRNA cleavage and polyadenylation specificity factor complex.
UAGGCAGCGGCCAACGACCCUGUUGCGCGCGCGGGGCCUCUGCCCGUCCCGUCUCCCCCUCGCCCCUGUUCUGUUUUUUAACCAGGGGUGCGAGGUUUUGCCACUACUGAGUGCUGUUCACACGCGCUCCUACUGAAAAGCUCACUUACUUGUUGUUAGCCGCUCUUCACCCAGACAUGUCAGCAGAAACACGACAAAAACAAUGAAAUGCGAGCAGUUAAAAAUAUAGUCGUUCCAGCGUCCAACAAAGGCGACUACAGAGAGUUGAGCCAGUAGAGUAGACUGUCUUCCGCGGCUGGAGAGGCCUCCCUCGAGGUGCUGGGCAGGAAGUUGGAAGAUCAUGCAUUAUACUGGAAUUUAAAGGAAGGAAGAUAAUGCUCGAUUGUGGAAUCCACCCUGGCCUAGAAGGAAUGGAUGCACUUCCAUACAUUGAUCUGAUAGAUCCAGCUGAGAUUGAUCUUCUCUUGAUUAGUCACUUCCAUUUGGAUCAUUGUGGGGCAUUACCAUGGUUUCUGCAAAAGACAAGUUUUAAAGGAAGAACCUUCAUGACUCAUGCUACAAAAGCAAUUUAUAGAUGGCUUCUUUCUGAUUAUGUCAAAGUUAGCAAUAUUUCAGCCGAUGAUAUGUUGUACACAGAGACUGAUCUGGAAGAAAGCAUGGACAAAAUUGAAACCAUCAACUUCCAUGAAGUGAAAGAGGUGGCAGGAAUUAAGUUCUGGUGUUACCAUGCAGGCCAUGUUCUGGGAGCAGCCAUGUUUAUGAUUGAAAUAGCUGGAGUGAAGCUUUUAUAUACAGGUGAUUUUUCAAGACAAGAAGACAGACACUUGAUGGCAGCUGAGAUUCCUAAUAUUAAACCUGAUAUUCUUAUCAUUGAAUCCACCUACGGUACACAUAUCCAUGAAAAACGGGAAGAGCGAGAGGCAAGAUUCUGUAACACUGUACAUGAUAUUGUAAACAGGGGAGGUAGAGGUCUUAUUCCUGUGUUUGCCUUGGGAAGAGCUCAAGAAUUGCUUUUGAUUUUAGAUGAAUACUGGCAGAAUCACCCUGAGCUACAUGAUAUCCCUAUAUACUAUGCUUCCUCUCUGGCAAAGAAGUGUAUGGCAGUUUAUCAGACUUAUGUCAAUGCCAUGAAUGAUAAAAUCCGCAAGCAGAUUAACAUCAAUAACCCAUUUGUAUUCAAACACAUCAGUAAUUUGAAGAGCAUGGAUCAUUUUGAUGACAUAGGUCCCAGUGUUGUAAUGGCUUCCCCUGGUAUGAUGCAGAGUGGUUUAUCCAGAGAGUUAUUUGAAAGCUGGUGUACUGACAAAAGAAACGGGGUCAUCAUAGCAGGAUAUUGUGUUGAAGGAACACUUGCCAAGCAUAUCAUGUCGGAACCUGAAGAAAUUACAACCAUGUCAGGACAGAAACUCCCACUUAAGAUGUCUGUGGAUUACAUUUCUUUCUCUGCUCACACAGAUUACCAACAGACCAGCGAGUUCAUACGGGCCCUCAAACCCCCCCAUGUGAUAUUGGUACACGGUGAGCAGAAUGAAAUGGCCAGACUGAAAGCUGCUCUAAUACGAGAAUAUGAGGAUAAUGAUGAAGUUCACAUAGAGGUCCACAAUCCUAGGAAUACAGAAGCUGUAACACUAAACUUCAGAGGAGAAAAACUUGCCAAGGUUAUGGGUUCUCUAGCAGAUAAGAAACCAGAACAAGAACAGAGGGUUUCUGGAAUUCUGGUUAAAAGAAACUUUAACUACCACAUACUUGCCCCAUGUGACCUCUCCAAUUACACUGAUCUGGCCAUGAGCACUGUGACACAGAUGCAAGCUGUUCCAUACACAGGCUCUUUCAGUCUGCUUUAUUACCAGCUCCAAAAACUAACAGGUGAUGUAAAAGAAAUAGAAGUCCAGGACAAGCCAGCCCUGAAGGUUUUUAAAACCAUUACUGUGGUCCAAGAACCAGGCAUGGUGGUGCUUGAGUGGGUAGCAAAUCCUGCUAAUGAUAUGUAUGCAGACACUGUAACAACAGUGAUACUGGAAGUUCAGUCAAAUCCCAAAAUUCAUAAAGCUGCAGUACAUAAAAUUCCUAAAAAGGUAGACAUGGAUGCAUAUCAUAAGAAGAUGGAAAUCAUGCUUCAGGACAUAUUUGGAGAAGACUGUGUAAGUGCAAAGGAAGAUAAUGUUCUAAGUGUCACAGUGGAUGGAAAAACAGCAAAUCUUUCAUUGGAUACUCGGACGGUUGACCAUGAACCUGGAUGUGAAGAUGAUGAUGAAACUCUUCGGGAAAUGGUGGAGUUGGCUGCGCAGCGACUCUAUGAUGCCCUCACCCCUGUACACUAAACUGAUUGAUUUUGUCUAUAUUGGGGACUAUAGAAUAAUUUUUACUAUUCUGUUUAUUCUCACCAUUUUUAAAAAAAAUAAAUUUUGUUCCGGAACAAAUUAUAUUUACUUAUUUCUUAAUCAUAAGACUGCUUUGUCUCAAUGUGGGCAAAUUAUAAUUGCAGCUUCCUGUAUGUAUAACAGGCAAAUCAUGUAUAAAGAGUAGGCAGAUAUAUGCUCUUAUAUAAUCUGAAACAAUAUUUUAGGGAAUGCUGAUGCUACAAUGAAAUUGGAUGGUGGCUGCAUAUUUUAAUUGCAUUUUAAAAUAUUUGUGUUGAUAAUGGACUGAAUACAAACUCAUGAAGUUGCCAGAGAAAUGUCAGCAUGCACAGGGGGCUUUGGAAGCUCUGCUUUUGGUGUCCAGGUAUCCACUGCACUGGACAGUGCUCAUUCUGAAACACAGGGGACUUUGAAGAAUCAGGUUUUGAUGCAGCAGUAGGACCCAACUUGGAGGGGGGAAAUGGAGAAGUCCUAGAGCACAUGUGAGGAUAAUUGCAUGCAGAGACAGACAGGAGCACAUGCACACAGCUCUUUAGAUUCAAAUGGUAUUUUAUGGCCUCAUUUGGUUAACUUAGCAGUCUUUUACAGAAGAGCAGUGGUUAUAGACCCAAAUGUAGCAGCAGAAUGUAAUGUGAUCUUGUAUCCCCCUGAUUCCAAUAGACUUCAGAACUGCAGCCUCUCAGUCUGACCAAAUCUAUUCAAUGGAAGUAAAUCUACCGAAAUGAAUUUGUAUUAACAAUGUUUGGAAACUGGUCCUAGUUUCCUUUUUAUACUCCUUGUUCAAAACACAAACAUGUCAUUCAUAACAAGGGGCCAAAAACUGGGUAGUCAUGCUAGUUCUGGAUUCUGGAAGAGUUAGUUCUCUUAUGGUAGAGAAAAUAACAAAGAAGAGGUCUGUGUCAAGUUAAAAGAUGUAACUACACAGAACCUUGGGAAGAGUCGUAUGUAUGUUGGUAACACUUUGUUUUCUUCUAUGCAUGCUGAUGAUGGCCUGGUCUAUCCCUGUCUAGAUUGUUUUUCCUGUUAAACUGGAAAGAGGACGUACACACGUGGACAAAUGUGUUGGUACCCCUCCACAAAAAAAGAACCCACAAUUGUCUCUGAAAUAACUUGAAACCAACAAAAGUAAUUGUCACCAAUUAUUGUUUAUUCCACAUUUAACAAAAAUCAGACUGCUUUAGAGUUUUGAUGCAACAGAAUAUUUCAAAUAACACAAAUGAAAAUGGCAUGGACAAAAAGGAUGGGACCCUUAACCUAAUAUUUUGUUGCACAACCUUUAGAGGCAAUCACUGCAAACAAGUGAUUCCUGUAGUUCUCAAUGAGAUUUCUGCACCUGUCGUUUGGCCCACUCUUUCUGAGCAAACUGCUCCAGCUGUGUCAGGUUUGAAGGGUGCCUUCUCCAGACUGCAUGUUUCAGUUCUUUCCAUAGAUGUUCGAUAGGAUUCAAAUCAGGGCUCAUAGAAGGCCACUUCAGAAUAGUCCAAUCUUUUGUUUGUUUUUUAAUAUUUAUAUCCUGCUCUUCAAGGAGCCCAGAGCGAUGUACUACAUACUUAGGUUUCUCCUCACAACAACUCCGUGAAGUAGGUUAAGUUGAGAGAGAAGUGACUGGCCUAGAGUCACCCAGCAAGUAUCAUGGCUGAAUGGGGAUUUGAACUUGGGUCUCGCUGGUCCUAGUACAGCACUCUAACCACUACACCACACUGGCUGUCUUGUUCUUAGCCAGUCUUGAGUGCUUUAAGCUGUGUGUUUUGGGUCAUUAUCCUGUUGGAGGAUCCACAACCUGCGACAGCUUUCUGACACUGGGCAGUAUGUUUCGCUCCAGAAUGUCUGGAUAGUCUUGAGAUCUCAUUGUUCCCUGCACAGACUCAAGGUGCCCCAUGCCAGACGCAGCAAAGCAGCCCCAAAACAUAACCGAGCCUCCUCCAUGUUUCACAGUAGGUAUGGUGUUUUUUUCUUUGAAAGCUUCAUUUUUUAAUCUGUGGACAUAGAGCUGAUGUGACUUGCCAAAAAGCUCCAGUUUCAUCUCAUCUGUCCAAAGGACAUUCUCCCAGAAGCAUUGUGGCUUGUCAAUAUGCAUUUUAGCAAAUUCCAGUCUGGCUCUUUUAUGUUUUUCUUUCAACAGUGGAGUUCUCCUGGGUCUUCUUCCAUUGAGCCCACUGUCACUCAAAAAGUGACGGAUGGUGCAGUCAGAUACUGAUGGACCUUGACCUUGGAGUUCAGCUUGUAUCUCUUUGGAAGUUGUCCUUGGCUUUUUGUCUACCAUUCUCACUAUCCUUCUGCCCAUUCUGAGGUCAGUUUUCUCCUGCAGCCACAUCCAGGGAGGUUGGCUACAGUCCCAUGGAUCUUGAACUUCUUAAUCAUAUUUGCAACUGUUGUCACAGGAGCAUCAAACUGCUUGGAGAUGGUCUUAUGGCCUUUGCCUUUAACAUGCUUAUCUAGCAUUUCCUUUCUGAUCUCCUCAGACAACUCUCUCCUUUGCUUUCUCUGGUCCAUGUUCAUUGUGGGACACAGGAUGAUACCAAACAGCAGAGUGACUACUUUUCUCCAUUUAAAUAGGCUGAAUGGCUGAUUGCACAAUUGGAGACGUGUGAUACUAAUGAAAGAAAACAGUUAAUUUGAAAAAUCACUCUAAUCCAAUUAUUUAUGAUCUUUUCUAGGGGUACCAACAAAUGUGUCCAGGCCACUUUAGAAUAUCUUUGUAGAAUAAGCAAUAUUUUCUCUUUUCACACUUGCUUUGCUUUACUCGAUGACUUAUCAAAGGCAUGCAGGUAUACAUGGAACAAUUGCUUUUCAUUUAAUCAUUUUUCAGGAGGCAUAAAACACUUUUUGAAUGAGCUGUAAGGGUACCAACAAAUUUGUCCAUGUGUGUACUUCAAAAUGUGUUAAAUGUGAGCAUUGUGUAGCUACUUACUCAGGGAUUGCAGGACUCUUAAAAAUCUCAUUCCUAAGAGGUAUACUCAGCUGUUGCAAAGGGACAGCCUCCCCCCGUCCCACCCCCAUCCCGGUAACAGCAGUAGUGGUGAAAUCUCAACUUCCUGCUGAUUGGAAAAUGUACUCCAGUACUGUUGCAAGUACUUCAAUAUGUUCCUAGGUGCUAUGCAUUUCUGCAGUUGUCAUGGGUACCAGGUUUAGAUAUAGUAAAUAAGUGAAAGAACCAUUGUCUUGUGUCUAGCAUUACCAGGUUAAUGAGACAGGAUGCCUGUGGCUUAGGAAGUUGUGUGCAACAGGUAAGACGUUUGGAAGAUACAGUUGUUUUUAUCAUGUUGCUAUUUUUGAGAAUUAUUACUUAUUAAAAUCUUCUAUUCCCCUUUUAAACAAAGCCAAACUGUACUGCUUCUUUCCAUCUAAUCUGCAUCUUCAAAUGUGAGACAUGCACAAGCUGAACUCUAACUCUUAAUAAGCUCCAUUGAACAUAGUGAGAGUUCUUUCCAAAGUAUAGAAUUCCAGAGUUAUGGAAUCUCUGCUCCAUAGAGCAUCAUAAUCAUCUUGUCAUGCUCUGAGACAACCUGCUGUAUUUAUUUGUUUGUUUGUUAUAUUUAUCUACUGCCCCAAACCUAUGUCUCUGGGUGGUCUACUCAACAUAAAACAGUUUAAAACCGCAACUGCAGUUAAAAUGCUUGUGUGAAUAAAUGUGUCUUUAAAAACAUUUUUAAAGCUGUCAGAGAUGAGGAGGCUUUUUUCCAGCAGGGAACACAUUCCAAAGUCCUGGGACAGUAAUGAAGGCCUGUCCCUGAGUAGCCACUGGAUGAGCUGAUGGCAACUGUAGAUGGACCUCACUGGAUGAUCUCAAUGGGCGACGGGGCUCAUAGUGAAGAAGAUGUUAUCUUAAAUACUCUGGGCCUAAGUCGUUUAGGGCUUUAUGGGUUAUAACCGGCACCUUGUAUUUUGCCUGGAAACAUAUUGGUAGCCAGUGUAGUUCUUUAAAUAUAGGAGUAAAGUAGUCUCUUCAAGAGGACUCUAGAGCAGGGAUUCUCAACAUUGGGUCCUCAGAUGUUGCUGGACUUCAACUCCCAUAAUCUCAAACCAAAGACCAAUGGGGCUGGGGAUUAUGGGAGUUGAAGUCCAAUAACAUCUGGGGACCCAACGUUGAGAAUCCCUGCUCUAGAGACCAACCUGGCGGCUACAUUUUGUACCAGUUGCAACUUGCAGUUUCUGGACUAUGUACAAGGGCAAUCCCACACAGAGCACAUUGCAGUAGCCACGUCUGGAGGUUACCAGCAUAUGUAUUACUAUUUUGAAGUUGUUUAGAAAUGGACACAUAUCAGCCACCUACAUAGUCGCCCACAUUACUGCUGCUUAUAUGCCAUAGCUCCUUUCCCCUACUUGUCACCAUCCAGUGGUCCAUACAGAUGGCAAAUUGUCUCUGAAUCUAUAAGGAGACAGCUACUCUAGAGAAAUGACUUGGGUAGAGCUACCUACCAGAGGAACAUGGGCAUUAAGCAGUUUUUGUUUUAUGUUUUAAGCAUGUUGUGAGCCGCCUCAUAUCUUCAGCAAGUAAGGUUUAAAUUGUAGGGGUUUUUUCUUUUUCUUUUUAAAAGUAGUCCUCCCCCUGCCCACCGCAACCCUGCUCCCGUGUCAUGUUGUGUGACAUUUGAGCCUUUCUUAGUACUCCUUUUGUAAGAAAAAAAUCCCCGCUUAAUGUGUGUCAGGCUGCUAUUAAAAGUACAGAAGCAGUGCCAAUAAUGCACGUAGUGGGAUCCAACAGGACUUUUCUGAUGCAUUUGCUUGCUUGUUUUUUUUGGUUGGGAGCUUGAUAAAUAAAAUAGAGAGCCUAAUGGCCUGCACCUUUAGACUUGGACACUUCUCAAAUUCACAGCUCACUGCCAUAGUGAAGAGUCUUUAGGCGCAGUUCCCCUGCUUGUGGGAUGCCAGAGAAGUAUCCUUGGGGCUAGCCUGAUCUUGAUCUUUGACCUUUGCAAAGCUGGGAGGAGAGCUGGUCUACCAGUAGCAAGCAUGAAUUGCCCCUUUUGCAAUUCAUGCAAAGCAGGGUCUGUCCUGGUUUGCAUUUGAAUGGGAGACUACAUGUUAGCACACUAAGAUAUUCCCCUGAGGGGAUCAGGCCUCUCUGAGAGCGCUUGCAUGCUUGCAUGCAGGUUUCAGUUUCUCUCCUGGCUUCUCCAAGAUAGGGCUGAGGGAGACUUCUGCCUGCAACCUUGGAGAAGCAGCUGCCAGUCUGUGUAGACAAUACUGAGCUAGAUGGACUGACUGGGUAGAAGGCACUGGAGGCUUCCUAUGUCUUAAUGGCCUAGACCUCCCAGCUUGUAAUGUAGCUAGUUUUCAUUCCAAGCCUUAAUGUAGUAUCUAUCUAUCUAUCUUCUAUAUUAUUAUUUCUCCAAGACGGGCCAUGCGUGGCUUCUAGGAAGGAGGCGAUUGGCUGUUUUCCAAGACGGGCCAUGCCUGUGGUGGGAAGGAGGUGAUUGGCUGAGUUUGCAAGCAGAAGCACCUGAUUGGGCAGUGGGGAUUCCAUAUGCAGAGAGGGAAAAGGAGCCUGUGAGAGCAGAAGCACCAUGGUGAUUGGGCAGUGGGGAUUCCCUAUGCAGAUAAGGAGGAGGGGCCUGUGAUGGUUAAGGUCAGUUGGAAUGCAGCUGUUACUGGUUGGAAGAUGUUCCUUGUUCCGCUUGACUGGUUAACUUGCUCAUGGGUUAAGCCCUAAACAGACUUAAAUGUUAUAUCACAGUUUAUUUUGUUUAAAUGCAGUUUGAAAUAUGUAGCUGUUCAUUUUGUUGUGUUUUUAAAAUGAUAUUUAAAAUGUGAACUUCCCUGUUUUCCAUCAAAAAUGUUUGUUUAAAUGUUAACUGUGACUGAUGCUAAUUUCAGGGGAGCUGUGGGUGUGUAUAUGUGUGUAUGUUUCUAUGGGUGCCCAGAGAUGCUUCUGUGAAGAUUCUGUUCCUGAGAAUUUUAUUUCUGUUCAGUUCUGUUUCUAUUAGGCUUUGUGUGAAAUUCCACAUUUUGUUAAAAUGCAGAGGGUAUUCUGCCUUUCUGCCUAUUUGUUUUGCUGAUGGGUGUGUUUUUUUGUCAUAUAUGUGAGAGUGUCUUGGUGAGAGGCUAGGUUGUAUAUAUAUGCUGAAGAAAGGGCGAGUUCUGUCCACUCCAUUUUCCCAAAUGUCUGAUUGUGUGUGUCCUUGCCAUUCAGAUGCAAUUGUUUUUGCCAAAUGUGAUUUUAUACUGAAGUAUUGGCUUAUGGUGAUUUCCUUAUUACAAACUUGUAAUACUUUCUUGAGCUAAAGAGAGCUUGGAGAAAAGCUUUGUAUUAAUGUAUACUUUUAAUUUUCUUUAUAUUUUCUGUAUGGCCUAUGGCUGUAAUGAAAUUGCUUGACUGAAAAGAGGGGGCUCUUAGAUUCCUCUAACUCUGUUUUAGUUGUUUUUGUAUAGACUGUACAUGGAAAAGUGUUUCCAACAUGGAGUUGGACAAAUGCUAAAUUAUGACUGGAGUGUAGUCUCCCCACUCCAAAUAUUGAGUGAAAAGGAAGAUCUCUGAACAGCAACUUGUCAUUGUGGGUAAGAAGGAAAAGAGAUUUUAAGUCAGAUAGUCAAAUGCAGUUAUUGUUUUAUAUUUUUGUAAUAUGUAUGAAAUGUUUCUGCUAAUUGAUUUUGCUGUAAACUAUUAUCAAUGGGUCUGAGGCUUAAAAUUUAUAAAUUUGUCCCACCGCCAACCCUGCUUUGCUUUCACAGGGAACUUUAGGACUCCAGAUUAUUUAUACCAAGUAGCAGAGAGUUCAAAAGGACCGGUUUGCAUUUUACCUGGAAAACCUCCCAGCUUUAAAAGGGAUCAAGUUUUUGUAACCCACACCCUGUUUUCACAGCUCCUGAUUAGAGAUUUGAUAAUAAAUUGUGUUUAUCACAGGCUUCACUUUUCUGCAAGACUAUGGACAAUGCAUUUUUUUUUAAUUAAAGAAGCCUGUUUGUUUCAUGAGACUUUAGACCUCGCAAAAGAGAUUUUAAAGGUAUAGUAUUUUUGUUUGGGGCAAGGACUACUUCUUUUAUAGGUUUUUAUGAGGAUAUUGUUGCCCUACCAAGCUUGCUAGUGAUGAGGCUGAAGACGGAGAGCUGGAACACUACCUACACAUGGCUUAGAUGGGGGCAGUGAAAAUCCCAAAGGCCAGAUGUCACUGAAGAAUCAUGAAGUCAGAUACACUGGAUGGAGAUUGAUUGCCCUGACAGAAGUCUGUAAGUAUGUAGGCAGCCAACGUAGUGGUUAGAGUGCUGGACUAGGGCCAGGGAGACCUGAGUCUGAAUCCUCAUUCGACCACACUGCUGGGUGACACUGGGCCAGCUAUUUAAACGGCCUGGCCUGCUUUGAAGGAUUGUUGUGAAAAGAAAAAAAACUUAUGUAGUACACGCUCUGGACUUUUCGGGAGAACAGCUGGAUAUUCGAGCACUGGAGUUUAUGUUGUGGCCUCUCGAGUGAUAAGACUGUUUGACCUGUCAGAUUUUAAUGCCUUUAUAGUCACAAACCCACAAGGGGGUAUGGAUGUGAACAUUAUUAUUUUCUCUUUUUGAUUUUCAUUGUUUUUGCCUCCUGCUCAGGAUUGCUCAUCAGGUGAAGUAAAUGAGGACAUUAUCUUCUGUUUUGGACUUCGGGGGGAGAAAAGAGGGCAAGCAGGAAAACAAAAACAUAAAUUGAAAAGAAAAUGCCAAAAGAUCAAAUUGAAAAUAGCCUCAGGUUUAUUUAUUGUAUUGGGCUACUCAUGAACUCAGUUUCAGCAUGUUGUCCCUACCCAGGGGAGGGAAAUUGGUAAUACAUGCAUCUGUCUUUUAUUUCUAGCAUAAGCAGGAUUGCCUUGAACUGUCUCUCCCGAGAGGGAUGUCUUUCUGUUACAGACCAAAGCAGUGGUCAAGUGAGAGAGAGAGGAGCUUUCAGAAGAAACGGCAGUGUGACAGACCGGGCUAACUAUCAUCAGCAACAGCUGCUUCCUGAGGGGGGUUCACCAUUUGCAUUCCCAGUCCAGGCCAAUGAUGACGGAACAUCCAUCAGCUGCCCUGUCUUGUGUUCGAGGAAAAGGCCGUGAUGCAGGUUUCUUGUUCCUGAUCCUCCUGCAUCCCAGAGUGCUAUAGUUAAAGAUUUGAUGCCAAAUAUCUGAAGAAGGCCUGAAGGCUAACAGGCCAGCCAGAUAUUAUACGACAUUAUUCCACAUUGCCCAUGGGGGGGGGGCAAGGCUCUCAAGCACAUGGACAUCUGAGCUUGUCUAUGAACACUAGCCAAACAAGCCGUGCUUGCCUAGCCAAAACUAACACUGAGCUCCGCACAGCAGUGUACCAAAAUCGGCUAGCACUUGACUAUCUGCUAGCAAUGGAGGGUGGUGUGUGUGGAAAAUUCAACCUGUCUAAUUGUUGUAUCCAGAUCAAUGACCAAGGGAAGGCCAUAGAGGAAAUCACUGAUCGGAUGCGCAAAAUAGCUCAUGUUCCAGUCCAGAACUGGGAAGGCCUAGCCACCCCCGAUUGGUUUGAAAAUUGGUUUGAGUACUUUGGAGGUUUGAAAACCAUGGCGGGAGGAGUUCUGAUAUUGCUUUUUGGUUGUUUAUUGAUGCUUUGUUUAUUACCCCUGUUUAUCUCUUUGGGACGAGAGGCCGUUGAGAGAAUAGUAAGAAAAGAAACUGCCCCCCAUAUAAUGGCUAUGGAUACAAGGUUCCACAAGAAGAGAAGCCAUAAAAAGGCUUCUAAGGGGGGAGAUGUGGAAUGGAAAAUGCCUUUUCAGAAAGCUGCUUUGUCAUUGCUUUGUAGAAAGUGUGUUUGCAAGUCAGUGCCUCUGUGGGAUGGGAAAGUACAGACCAAAAGGUAGUGUUAAGUCAGCUAUCUGCCCAGAGCAGAAUAAGUGGGGGUUUGCAGCAGCGGGGAGAGACAGGCUCCCCUGAAUAGUAACUGUAUUGUUCUAGGAAUGUGAAGGCUUCUUCUAUUAAUUAAUUAUCUCUCUGCUGUGAAAUAGAAACUUAGAGCGCAAAGUCCAGCCUCUAUGCAAGCAUAUGUACGAAUGUAAUGAACUGAUUGGUUCUUUGGGGCUGAAUGUUGACGCCUAAUUGUGUAGUAAUGCCAAAUUAUAAAAACUUGUGACCCAGGCAGCUGGGCAUGUCUCUCAGGUUUUACCGUGAGGUACUGGGAGCGUCACCAGCGCUGGUUUUCAAUAAACGGUGAUUUUGCUUCCUUCAA